Molecule: messenger RNA, 2024 nt
Organism: Linum tenue
Lineage: Eukaryota; Viridiplantae; Streptophyta; Magnoliopsida; Malpighiales; Linaceae
Source: the annotation of a GenBank genome assembly
AUAUCAUAGCCGGAUUUUCCCGAUAAAAAUAUUAUCUUGUAGCUUGGGAACACCAUAGUCGAAUUGAUUAUUGACUAGUAUAUGCAUACAGCACACCAACGACGACUUCUCUUCCAUGCUCGCCACCUAACCCCAUAACUACUAAAUCACACUUUCAAACAGCACAAUCUUUGCUCUCUCACUCUCUUUCACUUCAAUUCAAUUCUUCCAUAGCCAAAGAAUCGAGCAACCAUCGUCAAAGAUCAUGAACAUGAAGGAAAUCGGCCUUCUCCUCCUCCUCCUUGUAACGGCCGACGGGGCUCGGUCUCCGUCUCCGGCGAGCGGCGGGUUGCCGGCGGCGGUGGUGAGGGAGGUGUACGGAAACGGGCGGCUGUUCGACAUCACCCACCGGGUGAAACCCGACCUGCCCAAGUUCGGAUCGGCCGGCGGGGUGGGUCAAUUGGUGACGCUGGUGCAGAGCAUGAAGAACGGCUCGACGUGGAACGAAGGGGAGAUCAACCGGAUGGGGACACACACGGGUACCCACGUCGACACGCCGGGACAUUUCUACCAGGAGUACUACGAGGCCGGCUACACCCUCGAGUCCCUUGACCUUGACGUCCUCAACGGUCCAGCCUUGUUGGUUGAUGUUCCCAGGGACAGUAACAUUACUGCUGAAGUUAUGAAGUCAUUGCAAAUCCCAAAAGGAACCAGGCGUGUGUUGUUCAGGACUCUGAAUACCGAUAGGCGUUUGAUGUACAAGAAGGAGUUCGAUUCAAGCUUUGUCGGGUUCAUGGCCGAUGGGGCACAGUGGCUUGUGGACAACACAGACAUCAAACUUGUUGGAGUUGAUUACUUAUCUGCUGCUGCCUUCGUCAACGCCCGCCCAACUCAUCUAGCUUUCCUGAAGAGCAGGGAAAUCAUUCUCGUCGAAGGUAUGAAGCUUGACGACGUUGAAGCUGGACUGUACAACGUUCAUUGCUUGCCUAUGAGGCUGGUUGGAGCCGAGGGAUCGCCAGCAAGAUGCAUUCUCAUCAAAUAAUCAUCUGUGUAAAGUAAUACGUACUGCUGUAAUUUAAAGUAUAUGCAUACUGGUAGUAUUUUAUAGCCACUAUUGCCUAUGACAAUACUACCUAUCCAAAAUCGUCAAUGUUCGUUAUGUGUUCAUCCAUUACGGUAGUAUAUUUGCUCAUUCUCGAUGUUCAGUAUAGUUGGAGAUACAGCUAUUACAAUUCGUAAUAUUAAUCGAAGAUUAGGUUACCAAACAGUAGCAUCAAUGUGGUUUCAUCCUAAGGGAAAACCUCAAUUAGUGACCUAAAACCAAACAAAUGAGUGAUCUUGUAGCGUUGGAAACCAGCUUCUAAGAACAGCCUCUCCCAUUCCUUUUCAGUCCUCUCCUUUCCAUUAAGCAUAAACAUCAUCACCAUGUCAAAAUUCAACUUUGUUUGAACCAAUUCAUGAUCCACCUCCUUCUUCUCAUCCAUCACAAUGUCGAUUAUUAUCACCUUUCCUCCCUCCCCUUUGCUCGAAAUGGCAUCCUUGCAUUUCUUCAGGAUUUUAACACACUCUUCAUCCUUCCAGUCGUGUAAAAUCAUCCUCAGCAACACGGCUCCCGCUGAAGGGACACACUGAAACAUAUCCCCUUCAACAAACUCCAACUUCCCAGAAGAAUUCCUCCCCGACGCCAGGCGACCGAUGACCUGAGGGAGCUCCAGAACCUUACACCGAAUACCGGGGAACGCCGCCACUAUAAUCCGGGCGAAUGUCCCCGUCCCUCCGCCAACAUCAACGAGCGACUCGACUCCUCGAAAAACCGCCCCGCAGCAAUCUCCCACGACCAAGUUCAUCAUCCCUGAAUCCUCAGCCAUGGCGUCGUUGAAGAGGGCGUUGAAUCCCGCGUUUCGAUCCGUGUACUCCCAAAACGGCAUCCCGUAUGCUCUCUCGAAUGCCGACGACGACGCCGUAGCAUCUCCACCUUCUUGCCGGGAUGAGUUGUUGUUGGCACCACCACCUUGGUCUGGCUGGCGAGGAUAAAGAAUAUAACG